ACUUACCCACUCCAAGAGCAUUGACAAAAAGAGGAAAGCAUCACUUCCUUGCUCUACCCUAAUAUCCCAGAAAAGCAUCUCUUAACUGCUUUACUGUAACUCCAACCUCAAGUGAAGUACUUUGUUCAUCAGCAUCAUCAGCCAUGGCCUUCAGAGCACUGAACCAUUGGAGAUCUCUGUACCGAUCAGUCAUGACUAGAACGACCACCCCAAAGCGAAAAUCAUUUGCGACGUCCACGGUGGAUUCCGGCGAAGCUGGAAGGGAGAAAACGAAGGGUCUGAAAGGGGACUAUGUGCCAGUUUAUGUGGUGUUAGGGUUGAUAGGGGUGUCGGUGUCGUUGGGUUUAUACACGGUGAUGCAUCAGCUGAAGCAUUCGCCGAACGUUGUGGUGAGUAAGAAGAAGAGGGAGAGUUUGCCGGAGUUGGGAGAUAUGGAGGAUGCUGAUAAGUUUGUUAAGAAGUCUUUCUUCAGGAAGGUGGCUCACAUCCAGGAGUCGGAUCAUCGGGAGCAAUCUGUACCCGAUCCGAUCCGGGGGGACACAUUUGCCCAUCCUGGCAAAGCGGAGUCUUUGAAGAAUGUUGGGGCAGAAGCUAGCCGUCACUAAUUCCUGUUAUUUGCUUUUUGGGUACCAUCACUAGUAUGGCUGCCUCGAUCCUUUGUACUGUUAUUUUGUUGUUACUCGUAUGGAUGUAUAUUUUUCAAUAAGUUAACAGAAAUGGACAAUACAAUAGUCAGUUGGAUAACAUGAUCCGGCUCCCCUCUCAAUAGAGCCCUGGCCCAGGGACUAGAGAUUGAUUAGCCAAGAGGAUUUUGGCAUGCGUCUCGAGGUUUUGUGGACCGAUUUCAUCCGUAUGGUUCUUAGUGUUGCAACUGUACUUGGUUGGGAUCUUCGACAGUUAAAACCUUUAAAAAGCCUUCUUUUAUAGCUA
Molecule: messenger RNA, 930 nt
Organism: Macadamia integrifolia
Lineage: Eukaryota; Viridiplantae; Streptophyta; Magnoliopsida; Proteales; Proteaceae
Exons: 3
Coding region: 144-605 (153 amino acids)
Source: RefSeq, a predicted model, not a curated record